Molecule: messenger RNA, 1029 nt
Organism: Closterium sp. Naga37s-1
Lineage: Eukaryota; Viridiplantae; Streptophyta; Zygnematophyceae; Desmidiales; Closteriaceae
Source: the annotation of a GenBank genome assembly
AUGUUUCACUGGCUCCUCUUGGCCGACGUCUCUCCGCUCCUCUCUCGCUUGCCCUUUGCAGACCUUCUCUGGCCUCCCGUGCUCGUUCCGCGCCGUACACCAAGCUUCCGCCCUCCGCUCUGCUCUCUUGGCGACUCCCUUCCGCCUCGCGGCGCCUUUCCCUUGGCCCUCCCCAUUCUUCCGCACGUCUCCAUUGCUGCGUGGGCGGGUCGUGCAUCCUCCGCCCUUCCCACCUUCUGGUGUCACGCUGCUGCCACCUCUCUGGCGACGGUGACCAGGUGCCUUCCCUCCUACUGCGCUGCUGGAGGCACUCGGGCGAGUGCCUUUCCCUUCCGUAUUUCUCCCUCCGCUGGCGGCGCCACUCGGGCGAGCGGGACCCGCUGCUAUCCCUCUCCUCUCUCUGCCUCGGCCGACCCGGCGAACGCCCCACGCUGCUGCGUUCCCCGUGCUGCUGACCACAGCGCUCCUGUGACCACCGCUCCUCCCCGUGCCUUCCUUCCUGGCGCCAGUGCGGCUCAUGUGAGCGCGACUCAUCCUUCCAUCUGCCACCGCACGCACGCCGCUGUUCUGGCGAAUGCACACCGCCGCCGCUCCAGCCGCUCUGCUCCUGUCGCCUAUCAUACGGGCGGAAGUCGCCUACGCUCCAUUCUCCAUGGUGCGGAUCCUUCUCCUGCGUGCACGACCGCUCCGCCUUCCCCUUGCCACGCGGCCUCUGCGCCAGUGCAUCUCGAACGCCCUCCUCUGGUGUCACUCACUCCUGGCGAACGCAGCCCCCGAUUCUUCGGCUGCCGCCUGGCUUGCGCCAGCGCUCUCGUCAGCCUGCGCGGGUUCAGCCUCACCCGCUCCCGCUGCCUGGUCGUCGCCGUCAUUUCCUUCAUCGGCCUCCUCGACCUGCAGCCCCAGGUUGUCCUCAUCUUCUUCCGCACAGUGCCCCCCUGCCACUUCCUGUGCCGCAUUCUCUUGCAAGAUCCCCACUCGGUCAUCGCCGCCUACGUCUCCUCCCCGUCCCCAGGGAACUGGACCAACUAG